Molecule: messenger RNA, 2778 nt
Organism: Klebsormidium nitens
Lineage: Eukaryota; Viridiplantae; Streptophyta; Klebsormidiophyceae; Klebsormidiales; Klebsormidiaceae
Source: the annotation of a GenBank genome assembly
GCAUUGUGUACAUUACAUUUCUCGGGAACUCCCUCGCAUGGUGGCAUGCCUCUCUAUAAUCUCCGCCUCCAAAUUCUGACUUUCUUCUGGCUUCGCAAGAAACAUCAAAGAGAAGAAGACCUCGCUGCGGAAUGCCUCCGCUGUAAUCAUCAGGUUGUGGUGGUGGAAGAAGUUGAAUAGCCAAUGGGGCUCUCGCGUCUGCGGACGACAGGGUGGCUUAUGCACUUUGGUGAGAACAAAAAUGGAAAAAGAUACUGCAACCCGAGGUUUGUAGUUCUGGAAGGGAGGUCACUUUCAAUCUACAAUGAAGACCCCGAGCAGGCACAUGAUGAGAAGCCGCUCUUCCAUGGCAACAUGGGCCCAUACACCCGCUGGGAAGAGCUUGGCAGGCAGGUGGUGGACGGCCACUGCCUGUAUGGCUUGCGGCUCUACAGUGCUGUCAACCAUGCCAUCAACGGACAGCUUGGGGCUGGCUCCGUGGAAGAAGUCUCGAAAUGGCUGAAUGCUCUGGAGCAUGCGCGAGACAUUGCUAUACAGUCGGCUAAAGAUGCGGAGGCUCGUGAAGAGCAGCUGGUCAGAGAAGACGGAAUUGCAGACGACUUCGAAGACGGACCGAGAAAGAGCUUGUCGAGGCUAGCCAGCAUCGGACUAGGCGUGCCAGCAGUUUUCAAGAACCAAGCGAUUAUCGAGGGCCUCCAAGAGGCGGGCUUCGACAUCGGUGACGCCUUUUCUGGCGGGGACUGGCGCCUCCUCAAACUCGAAAACGGUUUGCGAAUCUACCAGGAUGACUCGGAUUUGAAGUCGACGCAUCCGGUGCUGAAGGCCGUAGGUGUGAUCGAAGCGCCCGCUGAGAACAUUUUUCAGUUGGCGAUGAGCUUGGGUAAGAGGACGCACAACUUUGACCCAGUCUUGAGGGACUGGAGCUCUGUCGAGAUCAUCGACGGGCACACGGACGUUGUGCACGCCGUCAUGGAGCCCAAAAUCUUCCCGCCCCUCCUUCAACACGUGACUUCUGCCUCGCGCGGUAUUGGCGAAGAGACCCUGACGGGGCGUACGUCAACUGUAGACUUCUUUGGCUAUAACCCAGCAAUCCUGUACCAUUCCGUAGAAAACGACAAAUGCAAGCCGGGAAAGGACUUCGUCCGCUGCAAAGAAGUCUCCAUCCUCAGUUGGGAGAUCACUCCGCUCCCCCCCCACCCUGUUACAAACGAGCCCCGGUCGCUGUGCGAGCAUCUGGUGGGCAUCGACCUUCUGGGCUGGAAGGCGAGGUUCUACAAGAAGUUCGGAGCGGAGGCGCAAAUGCGCCUACUGACCAGAGUGGCCGGGAUGCGCGAGCAUUUUCUGGCGAACCCCCAGGAGGCGUUCGAGCCGACCGCGGGCGCCACCGUCCAGUCGACCGUCCGCCGCUCGUCCGACCACGUGUCCGCACCGACGACGCCGGACAGCAGCAAAAAGGACCCCUUCUUCCAGAUGGAGGAAGUCUACUACGAUGCGGAGGAGCCGCAGGACUCAAUUGCGGGACACGUCAUCAAGAGGCCCGCAAGCUUCAAAUACGCUGCCUUUGCCGCGAUCGCCCUGCACCGCACCCAAUCCAGCCUGCCGAAAGACGGCCUGCCCCAACUGCGUGGGCCACCCGUCCCGUACGCGCCGUCUCAUUUCACGGGAAGCGUGCCCCGCUUAUCGGGCGCGCGAACCAAGGACUGUUUCAGCGUGCCCUCGGGGGGGCAGUUCAAGGUCCGGGGGAAGACGUAUCGCAAGGAUGGCGUCAAGGUUAAGGGCGGUGAGCCCUUGCUUCAGCUGCUCGCAGUCGACUGGUUCGAGAGCAGCCGCCGCAUGGAUAAUGUCGCGCAGAGCCCGUCUAGCUGCAUGCAGGGUGCCGAGGCGAAGAAGAUGCCUUUCGUGUUUGUGAUCAAUCUCCAGGUUCCCGGCAGCCCUUGCCGCAGCCUGGCCAUGUACUUCGUUUCCGACCGGCACAUUGCCUCGGGGUCGCUUCUGGACAAGUUUGCCAACGGAGACGACAACUUCCGGAACCGCCGCUUCAAAUUGAUACCCAGCAUAGAAACGGGCCCCUUUUUGAUAAAGCGCGCGGUGGGCAGCAAGGCGUGCCUACUGGGGCAGGCCCUGACUUGCACGUGGCAUCGUCAGGACAACUAUCUCGAAAUGGAUGUCGACAUUGGGUCCUCCUCGGUGGCAAGAAACAUCGUCGGGCUCGUGAUUGGAUACGUCACAGGACUCGUAGUCGAUCUCGCGGUACUGAUACAGGGUGAGGACGAGGAGACAGAGCUGCCCGAGUAUAUACUCGGCGCCAUUCGCAUUCAGUACCUCAAAGUGUCGUCAGCCGUACCUUUCAAGCACCUAAAUUAGCUCGAUCCGCAACGAAGAGCGGGUAUGUAUGAUCUUGUGCACCUAGCUGGAUGUUGCACGUGCGAGUUACCGCAGGUUGUCAAAGAGUUGCAAUUGUCUCAAUCGUGAGGGCUUCGCGAUGUUGUCUUACUACAGAUGAGUAGCUUGACCAUAGGUGUAUAUUAAGGAAAGGGAAAGCGUCCGGUUCGAAAGCUUUUAGAAACGAGCGCUCGACGGACGCAGUCAUGUUCUACAGAGUAGGAGGGCUUCCGUUUGCACCGAACCAUGUUUAGAUUCCUCAGCCGUUAGAAGGACUGUCAUACUGGAGCUUGGUCAAGAUCGCUGGGCGCAGGCCUAGGCCUGUCCUAAACACACGCAGCCAAGUGGGCUGCCAAUUGCAUUGCUAACAACACGAAUGAUCCAACAAUUCACGGC